This is a messenger RNA of Ipomoea nil (Japanese morning glory), 1687 nucleotides long. RefSeq names its product phosphatidate cytidylyltransferase, mitochondrial-like. Lineage: Eukaryota; Viridiplantae; Streptophyta; Magnoliopsida; Solanales; Convolvulaceae. Gene Ontology annotation, biological process: cardiolipin biosynthetic process; CDP-diacylglycerol biosynthetic process. Gene Ontology annotation, molecular function: phosphatidate cytidylyltransferase activity. The transcript is spliced from 12 exons. Gene Ontology annotation, cellular component: mitochondrion. The record is from RefSeq and is a predicted model, not a curated record. The coding region runs from base 326 to 1402 and encodes 358 amino acids.
UAACCCCUACCCUAAUAAGCUUCUCGCCUUCUUCUCCAAUCUCCACUCGACGUCUCCAGACUCCAGUACUCAGAUACUCCGGUCAAGCGGUCAGACCUCACUUCAGCGACUAAGUGGCGACCGUACGUGACUCAGGCACUCAGCGGCUGCAACUCCUCGUCCUCAGCGGACCUCACAUCAGCCCUCUGCCCUAACUCCUCGGCUCAAGCCCUUCUCCAGUUCUCUGUGCUUGACGCUCGACUGCACAUACGUCGACUGGGCAGAGCAGGCGACUCGGCUUCUCGCCGACCGGCAUAGCUCGACCAGCAGUCAUUCUGUCCGUCCGAUGUCCGUCCAGCACAGUGCACAGCCUCCAUUCUCCAGCGACCACUCUGACCAGCGUAGCAGAGAAAGUAUGAACAGAAUGGAGAAUGAGGGGAAGGCAGAGCUUGGAAGUUUGCUUAAAAUUCUACCACCAGUUGAAUUCUGCUGUGUUUAUGGCUCCACUCUUCAUCCAAACAAUAAAGAUCAGAAAUCCAUGGUAGAUUACAUUCUUGGUGUAGCUGAUCCUAUACAAUGGCAUACUGAGAAUUUAAAGACUAACAGUGAUCACUAUGCAUCACGGCUUGUUCGCAUUGGUGGAGGUAGGCUGAUUAAUGGUAUUGCAAAUAAUGUUGGUGUUGGUAUACACUUCAACCCCUUUGUUUCUUGGAAUAACAAGAUGUUCAAGUAUGGAGUUGUUCGAGUGCAUGACUUGAUCGAGGAUAUUCAAGGAUGGGAGAGGUUCUACAUGAGUGGUCGUUUGCAGAAACCUGUUAAUAUUAUUGUGGAUAAUUUGAAUGUUGAAAAUGAAAAUGCUGUCAAUUUGAGAGCUGCUGCAUCUGCUGCUCUCCUCCUUUUGCCGUCUGAAUUCUGUGAGGAAGAUUUAUAUGCCAAAAUAUGUAGCUUGUCAUAUAUGGGUGACUUGCGGAUGCUUUUUGCGGAGGACAAAAAUAAGGUAAAAAAUAUUGUACGAGGACAAUUUCACUUGUUCCAAAGAAUUUAUAGACCCUUUCUAGAUGAAUAUGCUGCCAAUGGCUUGCUGAGAUUUUCAUCAACUGGUGACAAGCAAGUAAAUAUAACUCAGGAUUGCGGAUUAUCUGCUGCCACUUUCUUUGCAUCACAUCUUCCUCUGCCUAUUAGAAGCAAAAUGGAUACAAAUCGUGGAGAGAUGAAACAAUUGGAUUACAGUGGAAAAAUUAGACCGGACAUGAUUAUUGGUUCGAAAGAACAGGCUGCAAACUCCAUGAGUAAGCUUCUUAGGCGAAAGGUUAUGGUUUCAAGUGCGAGGCAGGCAGUUGCAGGUUUGCUGACUGCUGGUGCUGUUCACGGCGUCAAAUAUCUGGGGAAGAAGAUGAUCAAAGCUUGGAAAUCUUGGACAUAGGCCGACCUCUGGCUCUUGACCAUUUUACCCCUCAAGCAUACAUGACCUCUCGGGCGCUGUCCUGAGCAAGGGAAAAAUUUUCAAUGCACCCUCUGGCCGAGAAGGCGAGAACUGUUUUGGUUUUAACGCGAAAGAGUUGGAAAAGGGAGGACGGAGAAUAACCCCAGGUUAACGAGAAACUUCUGAGCCAUGUGUGCCCACUCCCCACAGGCUAAAACAGUUUGAAGAACAUGAUUAAAUCUCUUAAAUUUGGUAAUUACUUCCACUCGGCGUUUUCUUUUUGCC